Molecule: messenger RNA, 1186 nt
Organism: Saccostrea cuccullata (small rock oyster)
Lineage: Eukaryota; Metazoa; Mollusca; Bivalvia; Ostreida; Ostreidae
Exons: 8
Coding region: 7-1185 (392 amino acids)
Source: RefSeq, a predicted model, not a curated record
AUAGACAUGAUUCAACGGUCAGGAGUUAUAUAUACCCUGCUAUUGAUGACAACAGCUGGAGUUGUUGGCCCCCUUAAGUGCCCCAGUUCAGCUAGUGAUUGGGACAGGGCGUCACGUGGUCUUCAGUGUCAGCCCCCUAACUUCUACCAUUGUCUGAGAGAUGAGUCCGGAGUUAACACGGAGCAGUGUCUACCUCGCGUCUGGAUACAGCCGCAAAUGUGUCCAGAAUUCAACUCUCGAGUGUCCCGAGUUGACGUGUACCAGUGUACCGUUAAUAACUGUCCCACCUCUCUCUAUUGGUCCAACGCUGUAUUCAUGUACCCUAUUUGUUUUGAAAAUGGAUCAUUGACUUCACCUUCAAAGCCAGGGUCAACCAUAACUACAACAGUAAUGGAAAAAACUUCCCUCUUUGAACACCAUUUCAGGUCAACAAAAGCUUCCAUGGUAUUGGAAAAGACUCCCACAUUUGAUAAAUCCAAAGAUUCAGGAGAUGAGUCCUCUACUGAUGAAUCUCUCCCUGUGAGCACCAUUGUAGGGAGCAUUAUAGGUGUUGUAGUGGUAUGUGUUGUUGGAGUCCUCAUUAUCCUGGCGUAUUUAAAAAGAAGAUGCAGAAAGGGAAACAAUGAUGCAGUAAAAAAUGAAAAUGAAAUCAAUGAAGUCAGUGAACUUUUGGGUAAUGGAAGAUCCUCAAAACUCAAGAAGGAAUCCGUAAAAGAUGGAUGCCAAGGUAAUGAAAGUUCCUCAAAACCCAAUGAAUCCAGAAAAGAUGGAUGUCAAGUGUAUGUAGUUGAAAGUCAGAAACCAAACGAGCAGACAAGUGUUCCAGAAGAUAAAAAUUCCAUACUUGUUCUGGUGUUAGUGUUAAAUAAUCCAAUCAACAACAAGGAGAUGAACAGAAAGGCCUCAAAAGCAUUUGGACCAAAAUACAGUUAUUGUUGGACUGUUUCUCAUUAUCAGAAGCAUAAACAAAACGACAGUUUUUGUUUAUUCCCACAAAACUUUGACUUUGAAGGUGAAAAUGUAAAGGAAAUUUUUGAGAAGACACGUGAUUUUGUUACUAAGACAGAGUUGAAAGUCAAAUUUGUUGUAACAGUGCCAUUGAGUUUGUGGUCAACACAGACAGAAGAACUUUAUGCUUUUCUGAGAGAGGAUAGAAAUUUUUGUUUCAAAACUGAAUAUUGUUAAU